Messenger RNA from Schistosoma margrebowiei, 7028 nucleotides. The record is from the annotation of a GenBank genome assembly. NCBI's taxonomy places the organism in Eukaryota, Metazoa, Platyhelminthes, Trematoda, Strigeidida, Schistosomatidae.
AUGCGUUGCUUCCAGGGCUAUUUAUCUCAGAAUUGUUUGUUUCCCGAUCGUCUAGUCACUGUCCCUUUUGUAUGUUUAUACAUAUGGACCAAUCAAUUAAACUGAAUCAAUGUUGUUCUCCGUCAUCGAUGCAAAACAAGCUAAUCAAUGGAGUUCAAAUGAAAGCAAAUCGUAUAGUAGAUUGUGAUUAUUGUCAUUUACCAUGUAUCACUCAAAAACAUAAUAAAUCUCUAGACAUCGCUUCACUAAAUUCUACCAAAGAACCAUGUUCAAUAAGAAAUUCAAUUUAUGUACCUGAAAAUCGACAAACUAUUAUGGGAUCAUUUUGUCGACAAAUAACCUCGUCCAUUAUUCCUUCUUCAGAUCCGAUUUUAUCUUAUUGUAAACCAAUAGAUUUAAAUUUGACUUCAAAUAAUAAUUAUAUUGCAUCAAUGCCAUCGAUGUUUCAACCGUUACCUUUUUUACUACAGUCGACUUCGUCUUCAGUGAUACCAGUUUCAUCGUCAUCAACCUUAUCGUCCAGUUUAUCAUCUUUUCAUAGUCCGUAUAAUUUACCAUCGUCUGUUUAUCCGUCCGUACCAUUUUCUAACCAUCUAUGUCCUUCAUACUGUUCUUUCUCAUCUCAUAGUUUGAAACCUAUUCCAAGCGUUAAACCUUAUUUAUCCUCUAAUCAUACAUAUUUAGAAUCAUCUAGGAUUAUACUGGAUAAUGUCAAUAGCAAAUCAUUUAAUCAAUCGACUACAUUCAAUGCCCCCAGUACGACAAUAACAACUGCGACUAUGAAUGCCGCUGCUAUAAUUACAAAUACAACAGAAGAUUGUGCUUAUCAUCAAUCCGAGCAAUUAAAUUCAACUAUAUUACAUCAUGCAUCCGGUGAUAACUUAUCUAAUCAAGACAGUAAAUCCUCUUUCUUAUAUCCACCUGUUUUCAAUUUCUCCUCUCCUAAAAUUUCUGCCAUCGUUGAAAAUAUUAGUGAUAAUAAUAACUCCUUAACUAAUUCAGUUACUGAUCAAUUCCCGACAUCUAGUUCAAAUGUUCCUCAAACUUGCUUAAUUCCAUCAUCAACAUCAUUGACUUGCAUAAAUGUAUCUCAAUUAACACAAACCUCGACCGUAUCUCCAACCCAACUACUUAGUAAUAAUACCAACGAUAAUUUAUCGAAUAACUUUGAAAAUGGUAUGCUGAUUACUAACAGUGAUAGUAAUAGCAGCGGUAGUAGUAGUAGUAUUAGUACCAUUACUACUAGUUGCAUCAGUAAUAUCAAUGAUGAUUUGAAUAUUGAUAAAAAAUCGCCUAGUCUUAAUAUUAACAAUUCAUCUGAGUCAAAUACUUCAGAAAGUACAAAUGCUGACGAAAAACGCAACGGUCUUCCACGUUUCAAUUUACGCUAUACUAAUGUACUCCAUUAUCCAAAAUAUUCCAGUCGUAAAAAUUCAGGCUUUGAAAGACGUCUUAAACAUACUGGACUAAUUUUAGAUGCAAAGUCAACUUUACGUUUACUAAGAAAAUUCUUACAACCAUUCGUUAAUCGUGACUUUGAUCAGCUUAUAAAAAAGUAUAUGGAUGAUUUCAUUCUACUGGCUGUGAAUAAUAUUCGUGAUGUAUUAGGUGAACAAUCUGUGUCUGAAAGUGAUUUGACUAAAUUUCGUCAAAGUUUAAUCCAUCGGGCCGUCGUACGUUAUUUCCCUGAACGUCCUCAGAGGGAUUUUAUCAAUCACCAGGGAACUAGAAGUAAUCCUUCUCCAAAAACUGGGGAUAACAAACCCGAAAAGCAAAGUAUUCAGAAAUCAGAUUUGAUUAUGCGGUCAAAAAUAAAUUCAUGUAGUGCUUUUCCUUCGAAAUGGGUAGAUUCGAAACUACAUUCACGUAUUCCAACUCCUGAUUCAUUAGAGUCAUCUUUGUCUUUUAAUAACUCUCCUCAACUUUCACCGAUACCUAGCUCAGAUCCGAUCAGUUUCGAUAAAUCUUUUCUGUCUACUAAUGAUAUUGCAAAUCCAACUGUUGAUAAAACCUUUCAAACUGUAUAUUCACCUCUACAUAAUUCAGUCGCCGGAGAUAAUCAAUCAAAUUAUAGUUUAAGAAAUAUCUCUAAUAAUUCAUCACUUAGAAAUGUACGUAAAAGAUUACAUUCAUCCAAUCGUUUGAAAAUUUCCCCGGUUUCCUAUGAUACAUCUACGUCUGACAAUAGUAAUAAUCUUUUAAUUAAUACUGAAUCAUUCACCGCCGCAGACUGUGAUAUUAAUGAUUUACAAGAAAAAUGUACCAGUUUACCAUUGUCUUCUCAUUCUCCGUCAUCAGCUUCAUCAAGCUCUACGGUUGGAUUUUUCCGUGAUCCAUUUAGUUCAGAUAGUGAAGGGACAUUAAUUGAUUCAUCAAAUAUCAAGUCAUCAGGACAAAGUAAUAAUACACAGAUCAAUAGAUCAUCAACUUAUGGACUUCAUUAUUCACCUGGUUUAUCAUCAACUAUAAAAAAUAAUUCCAAUGCUCCAAUUCAUAGACUAAAAUCAAAAUCAUCAAGAGGUCGUAAAACUCCAUGGUGGGAUAGAACACGUGGAAAAAAAUCCAAAUCCAAAGUUACUAAUAUUAGUAACAACACUCAAUACGAUAAACAUAAUGAAAAUUUAACAGAUGAGAAGAAUUCACUAGUUGAAAAUGAUUAUCGACAAUUUAUCAACACACUGUCCAAUCGGUCCGUUACUUCAUCUGUAAUUCAUGCUAGCAACAAUAUCAGUAAUGAUCUCCUGCAUAAUUCUGAUCAAAACAUCCACAACAACUAUAGUAAUGCACGUAAAAAUACAUCGUCACGCGUAUCUAGAAGAAAGUGCACUGCAAUAAAAAGCACUGUGAAUAAUUUUACCACCAAAAAUAGCAAUGUAACAAAGUUCACAUUUGAUCAAAAUACGCAUUUUGCGCUAGGCUCAUCAGCAAAUACAUGGCUUGGUAUGGGUACUGCACGUGGUCGUAUUUACAGUAAACAUCCAGAAUUAUUUCGUUAUAUUUGUGAUAAUGAAGAUAAAGCAUGGCUUGUUCAAACUGGUCUCAUUAUUAGUCAUGGUGUCAAAGCAUAUUUAGUUCAUGCUGAACAAGUACAUCAAAUUGCUACACAACAAAUUAAUUCACAUUCAUCAAAAGCUGAUAUAGAAAAACUAAAAACCUUUAAACUACCUUAUUGGUUUCUACAAAAAGUUAAAACUGUCGCAUCACGUCAUUCAUUUUUCGUUCAUGUUAUAUCAACUGAAGCAGAGUUCACGAAGAAGGAAACAGAAAAAAAUAAACAGAAUAAUUCUUCAUCAGUUGAUGGACCAUUUCCUUCUCCUUUUAUACAAUCAUCAUCUUCGUCAACAUCGUCUAUAUCCCGGCCAGAUAUUAGUCAAUCCAAAUCGGACAAUUCAAUCUCUUUGUCGAAUCCAAUGGAAAUCAAUCAUUAUACUAGUCAUAAUAUUACUACUAAUAUACCAUCAUCUAGAAAAAUCUUAAAUUCUCCAGUUAUAGUACCAUCCUCAUCACCAUCAUCAUUGUCGUUGGCUUCUUCUUCAUCUGUCACAUCUAAAUAUUCUUUGGCUGCAUCAUCAUCGAUGCAGGAGUAUCACGACACGGACAAUAAUCAAAACAGCAAUAAUAAUAAUAAUAAUAAUAAUAAUAAUAAUAAUAAUAAUAAUGUUCUAUUAAACCGUAAUUACAUCAAGUCAAAUUGGAAAUCAACCAAUUCUUAUUCAAAAACUAUGCCCAUCGACAACACUGAUCAGAAUAAUAAUAAUUUAGUAAAUACAAUUCAGUCACUUCCUAGUCCCAACCCACCAACAUUGGAACGUUUUGAUUAUACUACUAAUAGAUAAAUAGCUAGUAAUAUAUGUAUGCAUGAUUAAAAAUGUUCAGUUUUUUUUGCUUUCAAUUAAUACUUGGUCUUUCAGUUCAUUCGAUUGAUUUAUUUUUAUUCGUUCAUCCACUCACUCACUUGUUGCCAUUUCUUUUUCGAUCCUAGAAUAUUCCGUUUUUUCUCUCUCUCAAUAACUCCCCUUAUUUCAUUUCUUCUCAUUACGUGGUAAUUUACUUGUUGUUGAUAAUCCUUAAUAUUUUUUAUUCAUUAAGAUGAUAAAUUGUGUCUUGUUGUUGUUGUGGUGGUGGUGGUAGUUGUGAUUAUUAUUUCAUUUGUGCAUUUCAACAUAAACAAACAAACAGAUAACAAAAGAAAGUGAAUAAAAAAAAUAGACCUAUUUGAGAAGUUUCUUCCUUUGUCAAUGAAAUUGUCAUUUAACUCUCCUCUUUGUUCUUUGAAAUCCUAUUACGUUUUCUUUAUUUUUUCUUCGUGUAUGUGCAUGUGAAUGUAAUUGUUUUGUAUUAAAAAAAAGAAUAUUGUACAUACAAUAAACAUUAAAAUAUGGCUGUCUGUAUAUAUGUAUUUAAUAUUGUUACUGUAAUAAUGGCUGUGUACUAAUUAUUUUCAUAUUAUAUCAUCAUCUAUUAUUUUCACUGUUGUCUAGUGUUGAUUUCAUCCUAUUUCUUUUGUUCCCAUAUUAUUUUCCUUUUUAAUGAAGAAUAAUUCAGCUCAUUAUAUGUAUGUAUGGUUCUUUUCUUCUCUAUCUUUCUCAAGCUCAAUUUGAAUCAUUACAUAUUAUAAAUACACAUUUCUAUUUUUGAAUAAUCAGUAUUCGUUCAUAUAAAAUCGGUGCUGUUAUUUGCUUUAGUCACGCAGUUCAUACUUACUUAUAUACUACUACUUCUACGAUGUCUUUGUAUACUACCUCUUUUUAUUUUCUGAUACUAACAAUUCAUCAUUAUGCUUUGUUAUGUUUGUGCUGUGUGUACAUUUUUCUUUGACGGAUGGGUGUCUGUAUAACUCAUCUAUGGCUUCUGGUUCACUCAUUUAAAAUGUCAUGUUUUUUUUAUAAUAAAUAGUCAAGAUGUAUUGGUUCAUUAAUAAGUUUGACUGUGACAUCAAAUUGUUAUUACCUUUCAGUUGAAGAUGUCAUUCUCAUUCUUCGGUUUUCUAGUCUUAUCGACACUUGCUAUAGAUUUUAUGUAACUGACAUCAAAAUUUCGGUAAUUUAGGCCAUUCAGUAUUAAUAAUUUUAGGAAGGUUGUUAUAAAACGAUCUUGAUUUUAAAGUAAUGGAACUACUAUGACUUAUCUAAGUCUCAUCAAUUCGUAUUAAACACCGCUACACUUUUUUAAAUUUCCCAGUUUUCGAGCUAAGAUUGUUAACGUCAUUAUCACCAUUAAGGCACGUCAUUUUUCCUAUUGUAUCUAGUGUCACUUUCAAAGCAAUAUGAUGAAAAUUCACAUUUUGAUUUCACUCAGUUGUGCAUUUAUCAUUUAAGGUUAAUUCCCACAAUACUUUUCUGCGAUUAUAAGCAAGAAUAGUUUGUUUACUCAAGUGUUAAUUGUUUACGAUGCAAAUUUUUUUUUGAUUUAUAUGAUUCAUUUAUAUUCCUCCAACUGGGUCGAAUCAGAAAGAGAUGAACGACCCAUCCAUCUGUUUGUUUUAUCUUAUUGAGUUUAGUUGAAGUAAGCAAUUACACAUAUCCAAUAGAUUCGGUCCCAAUUAAUGUGAUUUAAUUUAUCUAAUGAAGAGCUGAAAGUGAGAUAGUAACUUAUUGCCUAAUGUAUUAGACUUUCAACCGCUAGUUGUUACGUUCGGACCCUGUCCCACCAACUGCAAUCUGAGCAUCUGUAUAGGAUUACCAGGUGUUGUAACUAAAGCCUCGUUGAAAGCUAAGGACAGGAAUUUUGUACAUUACAGUAUUGUGUUACAUACUACAGAAUUAUAUUACAUGUUUUGAAAAGUCUUUGAUUAGACAAUCAGAUAUUACCGCCGACAAAUAUUCAUAUUUUGUUAAGAAAUACCAUACCAGAAAUCCAUAUCGUAAAAUCUAUAAAAACCAAUUCGAAAAUUACUAUACUUAGAAGUAAUCUUGAAUUGCUUAACACACUUCAAUCUAUUAGCAAAUGUUCGUAGUGUUCAGUGUAUUAGUUAGUGAACUAAAUUGGUGUGUUGAUCAGGAAAUCUCUCAGUUUCAUGCAAGAUGCCUUCAUCAGUACGUAUUUCACAAAAAAGCAAAUGUUUAGUGUUAAUCAUCUUUGAGAAGUUAUAUGAGCUGUAAUUGGAUUAUUCUGUAACUGAAGUGUUUCUAAUUAAUCAUAUUUUAUCUAUAAAAUAAAUUUAUGAAUUUCCAAGUUUUACUGAUUAGAAUAAUCAAUACAAAGAGUUUAAUAAAAUACUCGUUAUGAUUUAUGUAUGUAUAAAUCAAGUUCAUAUUCAAUAGUUUGGAAGAAUUAACAAAACAAAAAUAUCCAAGGAAUACCUCGACAAAUUUUAUACACUUGGUUGCCUUCACAAAUUUGAACAAAAGAAGAAUGAGAAUAUUUGCAAAAUAUAAUGAAUUCAUUGUAUUUUAUUAGUUUCUCGUUAUCUACAUACAACCUAAUACAUUUAACUAUCUCCAAUUAUCGAUAUAACAUUCCAUUUAUUUAAAAUGUAAUUCUUAACUUCAAAGAGUUGGUAUUUAACUUCUAACUGUUUACAAUAGUUGGGCUGAUGAGUCAGUUGAAGCUAGACCACCAUGGAAAACCUGGAAGUACUGGACAGCCGUUUCGUUCUAUUAUGGGACCCCUCAGCAGCGCGCGGGAUUCUAACCCAGGACUUAACAGUCUCGCGCGCGAGCACUUAAACACUAGACCACUAAGCCGGCGUCCAAUGGUGUUAAUGCCUAACUUUAACUAAUCCACGAAAUUGAGUGAGUUAAUAUCUCACAACAGACCAGGUUGAACUCCACUGAUGGUCUAGCUUCGAUUGACUGAUGAUCUCAAGUAUUGAAACUAAUACAAUCUCCACAAAAGCCCUUCUAAUUCUAACUCUUUUGUUAACAGAAGUAAAUUAAACAUUUUGAUCCUUUUUCUCCAAAAUAAUUCUAACCACAAUCUAGUGAGUUAAAUAUACAGAUCCUUUGUUGUUGUUGUUUUCUUUCUGAACUUUUUAAAACAAUUUUUGUGAUAUUGCGUAACAUUCUAUUGAAUACUCUAAAAAAAUA